This is a messenger RNA of Sorghum bicolor (sorghum), 3703 nucleotides long. RefSeq lists its product as uncharacterized. Lineage: Eukaryota; Viridiplantae; Streptophyta; Magnoliopsida; Poales; Poaceae. The coding region runs from base 271 to 3426 and encodes 1051 amino acids. The transcript has 19 exons. The record is from RefSeq and is a predicted model, not a curated record.
UGCUCGUGCGCGCGCGUCGCCUCCCACCUCUUCGUCCGCCGCGGCCGCCCGCACUCUCCCUUCCGCCGUCGUGGGCGCGACGGCGACAGGGGAGGCAAAAGCAGGUGAGGUCGGAAGCGGCGGCGGAGACCGGAGACGGCGUCGGCCCCCCGCCGUCUACUCCUACUCACGCACCACCGACGCGCCCGCGAGUUUAGCGGAGGUCGAGGCGGGAGGAAGGCGGUGGGGGUUCCCGGCCGGCGGGCAGGAGGGUCGGGGUCGGGGGCGGGGAUGGGGCUCGACGGCGCGGUCUCGGGGGUGGUGUCGAGGAAGGUGCUGCCGGCGUGCGGUGGGCUCUGCUACCUCUGCCCUUCGCUGCGUCCACGCUCCAGGCAGCCCGUCAAACGCUACAAGAAGAUCCUCGCCGACAUCUUCCCCGCGAAGCAGGAAGACGGACCAAAUGAGAGGAGGAUUGGGAAGCUAUGCGAGUAUGUUGCUAGAAACCCUCAUCGUGUGCCAAAGAUCACAGCUUACUUGGAGAAGAGGUGUUACAAGGAGUUGAGAAAUGAGCAGUAUGGCUUUGUGAAAGUUGUUGUGCUAAUAUACCGCAGGCUAUUGGUCUCUUGUAAAGAACAGAUGCCGUUACUGGCAAAUAGCUUGUUAAGCAUCAUACAAACACUUUUGGAUCAAUCAAGGCAGGAUGACAUGUGCAUCAUUGGCUGUGAAACCUUGUUUGAUUUCACUGUCACUCAGUUGGAUGGUACAUAUCAGUUCGAUUUGGAAGAGCUUAUUCCAAGCCUCUACAAACUUUCUCAAAUAGUAAGGGACGAAGAGAAAGCUAAUGCACUCCGUGCAGCAGUCUUGCAAUCUCUUUCUGCUAUGAUCUGGUUUAUGGGUGAGCUCUCUCAUAUCUCAUCAGAGUUCGAUAAUGUUGUCGAAGUAGUAUUGGAAAGCUAUGAGCCUCGAAAGGUGCAAAGUGACAAUAGCGCUGCCGCUACUAAAAAUCCAAGUUGUCAGUGGGUGGAAGAGGUCCUUAAAACCGAGGGCCAUGCCUCUCCAUCUUCAUUUAUAUUUUCUGUGAUACCUUCUUGGGAGAGCAUAGUUAGUGACUUUGGAGGAGCUCAACUGCUUAUGGAUGAUUCCAAGGAUCCUUAUUUUUGGUCAAGAGUCUGUGUGCAUAACAUGGCUAAGCUGUCCAGGGAGGCAACCACAUUCCGCCGUGUUAUGGAGUCCCUAUUUCGCCACUUUGAUAAUACCAAUUCAUGGUCAUCCAAGAAUAGUCUUGCACUUUGUGUUCUACUGGACAUGCAAAUGUUCAUGGAAAACUCAGGGACAAACAUUAAUUUGAUGAUAUCAGUACUAGUAAAACACCUUGAACACAAGGCCAUACUGGAACAACCUGAGAUGCAACUCAGCAUCGUGGAAGUGAUAGCUGCUCUUGCAGAACAAUCAAGAGCUCAGGCUUCAGCAGCAACCAUGGUUGCUAUAAGUGACCUUGUAAGGCAUAUGAAAAAGACACUGCAUUUAGCUCUCGGUAGCAAAGAUUUGGAGGUGGUAAAGUGGAAUGACAAACUCCGCAAGGCUUUUGAUGAAUGCAUAACCCAGCUGUCAAAGAAGGUAGGUGAUGCUGGGCCAGUUCUUGACAUGAUGUCUGUGAUGCUAGAGAACAUAUCACGCACUCCUCUUGUUGCUAUAGCAACUACCUCAGCUGUUUACCGCACAGCUCAAAUAAUCGCUUCAAUACCAAAUUUGUCGUAUCAGAACAAGGUAUUUCCAGAAGCACUUUUUCAUCAAUUGCUGUUAGCGAUGGUUCACCCUGAUCAUGAAACACGUGUUGGUGCACACCGCAUAUUUUCUGUUGUCCUUGUUCCAUCUUCUGUUUCUCCCUUUCCCAAUUUGAAAUCCCUAGAUCAGUGUAGAAAGCAUGAUGUCCAGAGAACACUCUCGAGGGCUGUAUCUGUCUUCUCAUCUUCAGCUGCUUUGUUUGAUAAGCUGAGAAGGGACAAAAACUCCUUCAGAGAAUAUUUUCAUGAAGGAAGCAUGAACAGAAUUUUGCAUGGUAUUGAUGAUGAAACUGCUACUCCCAAUGACUUGCUAGGCUCCCAAAGUUUGAGAGAAAACCUCAGAUUUCCUUCAGUGUCUCGGAAAUAUUCUUCUGCUUCUUUAAAGGAAGGUCAAAGUCCCGUGACGGAGUCAAUCAACGAAAUGGAAAUGACUGUGUUAAGACUAAGUAGUCAGCAGGCCACUCUUCUGCUCUCAUCUAUUUGGCGUCAAGCGCUUUCUCCAAAAAAUACUCCUCAAAACUAUGAAGCUAUUGCUCAUACAUAUAGUUUGCUUCUAUUGUUUUUGGGAUCAAAGACAUCAAUUUUUGAGGCUCUUGCUCCCAGUUUUCAGAUUGCAUUUUCUUUAAUGAGCCAUUCACUUGGAGGAACAGAUUCAUUGCCACCAUCUCGCCGCCGGUCCUUAUUUACUCUGGCUACAUCUAUGAUUGUUUUUUCCUCAAGAGCUUUCAAUGUGGCGACUCUUCUCCCAAUUUGUAAAUCAAUGCUCAAUGAUAGAACGAUGGAUCCAUUCCUUCAUUUGGUACAUGAGAACAAACUUCAGGCUGUGAAGGACUAUACAGAAGAUCCAUCAACAUUCUAUGGCUCAGCUGAGGACAAUCAGAAUGCCUUGAAGUCUCUUUCAGCAGUGGAACUAACAAAUAGUUGCUCUCGAGAAUCCAUGGUCUUUGCCAUUAUGAACUCCAUAACAGAUUUACCUGAUCUGGAGUUAGAGAAUAUUAGGAGUCAACUGCUACGUGAUUUCUCCCCUGAUGAAAUGUGCCCAGCUAGUGCUCACUUUCUUGAAUCACCUGGCAAGAUUGCACGGCCAAGUUCUGAUGAUGACACCGACUAUCAAGAGGUAUAUGUGUAUCACCUAUAUAUCUGUCUCGCUUUCUUUACCAUCUUAACGGUACAUGGAAAUUUUGAGCAGGCUGAACUUAUCGAUCUGAGAAAUGACAACAAUACUUUUGCGGAAUUCUCUGCAACUACACUGACGGCUACAGCUAUUCCUGUGCCCACAACAAAUCUUCUCAGUAUUGAUGAACUUCUAGAAACAGUCAUGAAUGACACGUCAUCUCAGACCAGAGCGCAAUCGAUGGCCGGUGACAUCCCAUUCCAGGAGAUGACUAGCCACUGCGAGGCCCUUUCGAUGGGAAAGCACCACAAGAUGUCCCUGCUCAUGAGCUUCAAGCAAAACAAGCAAGCUGCCACCGCUGUCGUGCCGGAAAAUCAGGUUAACCGCGAUGAAGCAGCCCAUACCUCCAACAAGCAGAACACAAACCCGUUCCUCCGGCACAGCAUCGGUGCCGAAGUGGCACAGGUUGCUGGCGUCGUCCAGCAGCCGUUCCUGAGGCUGCCAGCGUCCAGCCCCUACGACAACUUCCUCAAGGCUGCUGGCUGCUGAUUUCCGCAUCCCUGCAGAAACCCCGCCGUGUAACGAACUGAAUGUAUAUGUAACAGUGGUUGGCAGCUGAUUGGUCAUACAGGCCAAAGCUGCCAUUUUGCUGCUGUAUCUGUGUGCCUUCAGAAAAGAAAAGAAUGAAAUGAAAAAAGAGGACUCCAAGUUUUCAAAGAAAGUUGCCUGCCGCAAGCUUAUUUUCUUUUUGAACGAACUGGCACGGUAUUGUGUUCAUUUCAUAGAACAGAGAAGAGCUGCAGCUGCCUCGAGCUUACGAGCUAAA